GUGAAAGUAUCGGUACUUGUAUGAUAUUCAUAAGCACAAAAUAUGGCACGUAUCGUUCCAGACCAAAAAACCAAGUUUGAGACGGACGAAUUAUUCCGAAAAUUAUCAAAAAAAUCUGAGAUACGAUAUACAGGUUAUCGAGAUCGAGGACACGAAGAAAGAGUUGUUCGUUUCCAAACUGAAUGUUUUGAAGGAAGAUGCAGUGUGGCAUUUAUAUCAUCGGGAACUAAUUUGCUUUUGUUUUUGGGCCCGCAGUCAAAAGAAAAGAAAAGUAUGAUUCCAUCAAAAGAAUUUAUGGAUUUUGAUAAAGAAUUGGGAAAGGUUCACCUGAAAAGUUGUUUUGUUAUGAACGGAGUAUCUGUUAAAUUUCGAGGAUGUAUUGAUUUACAAAAGCUUGAUGGCACCGGGUACUUAGAGUAUGAUGAUUACAAUGCAAAGAUUGAAGAUACAAUAUUGAGAGAUGCUGUCAACCAAUCUAUAAUAAGGCAACAAAAUUUUGAAGAAAGACAGUUAAGAAUUAAACAGGAGUUGAUGGAUACUGAGUCAAUAUUUCAAGGUACGCCGUGCCAUGGAGCAGUAUUUGGGUAAGAGAAUAGUAUCUUGAAUGAAAAUAUAUGGAACUUGAAACUCACGAAUUUGUUCAUUACGAAUUAUCGUAAAACUGGGCGAAUAACAUUGCUGUUUUGAUACUUUAAUUUAUUUAAAUAUAAUAUUUUUUUU
Molecule: messenger RNA, 720 nt
Organism: Hydra vulgaris (swiftwater hydra)
Lineage: Eukaryota; Metazoa; Cnidaria; Hydrozoa; Anthoathecata; Hydridae
Product: protein big brother
Biological process (GO): regulation of transcription by RNA polymerase II
Cellular component (GO): nucleus; core-binding factor complex
Molecular function (GO): sequence-specific DNA binding; transcription coactivator activity
Source: RefSeq, a predicted model, not a curated record